Molecule: messenger RNA, 601 nt
Organism: Chrysochloris asiatica (Cape golden mole)
Lineage: Eukaryota; Metazoa; Chordata; Mammalia; Afrosoricida; Chrysochloridae
Product: metalloproteinase inhibitor 2-like
Exons: 4
Coding region: 98-529 (143 amino acids)
Biological process (GO): negative regulation of endopeptidase activity; negative regulation of membrane protein ectodomain proteolysis
Cellular component (GO): extracellular matrix
Molecular function (GO): protease binding; metalloendopeptidase inhibitor activity
Source: RefSeq, a predicted model, not a curated record
CCGGGCCAAGGCGGUCAGCGAGAAGGAGGUGGACUCCGGGAAUGACAUCUAUGGCAACCCUAUCAAAAGAAUUCAAUAUGAAGUCAAGCAAAUAAAGAUGUUCAAAGGGCCUGAGAAGGACAUCGAGUUCAUCUACACGGCGCCCUCCUCGGCCGUGUGUGGGGUCUCACUGGACGUUGGAGGCAAGAAGGAGUACCUCAUUGCAGGGAAGGCAGAAGGAAAUGGUAAGAUGCACAUUACCCUCUGUGACUUCAUUGUGCCCUGGGACACCCUGAGUACCACCCAGAAGAAGAGCCUGAACCACAGGUAUCAGAUGGGCUGUGAGUGCAAGAUCACGCGCUGCCCCAUGAUCCCUUGCUACAUCUCCUCGCCGGACGAGUGCCUAUGGAUGGACUGGGUCACGGAGAAGAACAUCAACGGCCACCAGGCCCGGUUCUUCGCCUGCAUCAAGAGGAGCGACGGCUCCUGCGCCUGGUACCGCGGCACCGCGCCCCCCAAGCAGGAGUUUCUCGACAUCGAGGACCCCUAAGCGGCCGACGAGAAGCCUCCGAGAGUCUAGACUGGUCCAGCUCUGACAUCCUUCCUGGGAACAGCAUGAACA